Molecule: messenger RNA, 1335 nt
Organism: Diaporthe batatas
Lineage: Eukaryota; Fungi; Ascomycota; Sordariomycetes; Diaporthales; Diaporthaceae
Exons: 3
Coding region: 1-1335 (444 amino acids)
Cellular component (GO): mitochondrion
Molecular function (GO): flavin adenine dinucleotide binding; acyl-CoA dehydrogenase activity
Source: RefSeq, a predicted model, not a curated record
AUGUCUUCCUCUCUUGCGAGAGCACUGCGCCCGGCGGUCCGGGUAAGCCAGAGGGGACUGGGCGGUCUGCGCGCAACCCCCAGAGUAGCACGUCCUGUCCAAAGGCUUGCCAAUGCACAGAGUGCCCGUUCUUUGUCCAACACCCCGCGCCUGCUGUCCGACAUGAUGGAGAUUCCUCCCACGCCCAUAACACACUUGUCCGAGGUCGAAACCGCAAUGCAGGAGUCAGUAUCCAAGUUCGCCAACGACGUGAUCCUGCCCAAGGUCCGAGACAUGGAUGAGGCCGAGAAGAUGGACCCCGCCAUAGUCGAGCAGCUCUUUGAGCAAGGUGUGAUGGGCAUUGAGAUUCCAGAGGAGUACGGUGGCGCCGGGAUGAAUUUCACUGCCGGUAUCCUCGCCAUUGAGGAGCUGGCGCGUGUGGAUCCCUCCGUCAGUGUGCUCGUCGACGUCCACAACACGCUGGUCAACACCGCCAUCCUCAAGUGGGGAAGCAAGGACCUCCAGAAGCGGUUCCUGCCCAAGCUUGCCACCAACACGGUCGGGUCCUUUUGUCUGUCGGAGCCUGUUUCCGGGUCUGAUGCUUUCGCGCUGGCCACCAAGGCCACCGAGACCCCGAACGGAUACAAGAUCUCGGGCUCCAAGAUGUGGAUCACCAACUCUAUGGAGGCGAACUUCUUUAUUGUCUUCGCCAACUUGGACCCCAGCAAGGGGUACAAGGGCAUCACUGCGUUCAUCGUCGAGAGGGAGAUGAAGGGUUUCUCCAUCGCCAAGAAGGAGAAGAAGCUCGGCAUCAAGGCCAGCAGCACAUGCGUCAUCAACUUUGAUGAUGUCGAGGUCCCCAAGGAGAACCUCCUCGGAAAGGUGGGCGAGGGCUACAAGUAUGCCAUUGCCCUCCUGAACGAGGGCCGGAUAGGUAUUGCGGCACAGAUGACCGGGCUCGCGCUGGGCGCAUGGGAGAAUGCUGCCCGGUAUGUAUGGAAUGACAGGAAGCAGUUCGGCCAGCUGGUUGGCGAGUUCCAAGGCAUGCAGCACCAGAUUGCGCAGUCGUACACCGAGAUUGCUGCUGCGCGGGCGCUAGUGUACAAUGCCGCCCGGAAGAAGGAGGCUGGCGAGGAGUUUGUCAGGGAUGCGGCCAUGGCCAAGCUGUUCGCCUCCCAGGUGGCCGGUAGGGUCAGUGGGCUCGCGGUUGAGUGGAUGGGAGGCAUGGGCUUCGUGAGAGAGGGGCUUGCUGAGAAGUACUGGCGAGACAGCAAGAUUGGUGCUAUUUACGAGGGAACAAGCAACAUCCAGCUGAACACCAUUGCAAAGCUGCUGCAGAAGGAAUACACGGCAUGA